AUGGCAGUGCCGACCCGAAGAAGAACGGAAGCAACUGGGGGUCCUUCUUCGGGCCUUCGAAGGUGGCGAUUGCCAAGACGGUGGUGGACGCGGAGCGGAUCCGACGAGAGGCUCAGGCCAUGGCCGCUCGCGAGGCCCAGCGGAAACGAGAGGUGUGCUUGUCAUCGGCAGGAGGCGGCGAAAGCUGCACAGGCGACUGAUGUGAUGGUUGUCCUCUUCGCAUCGCAUGUCUGUCCCGUUUGUCUCGCACGUGUGCGCCUCCGCACUCCCCUUUGUUCCUGGCACUGGCAGGAGGCGGAGAAGGCACGCAGUGGCAGCAAGGCGAGUGCGGCAGGGAGGCCUGCGCCUGCAGGGGCGAAGAAGGCACCAGAGGCGGCUUACCGGGAUGACAGGAGAAUGCUCCUAGCUGAGGAGGAGGCGAAGCGCAAGCGACUUAAGGAGAAUCGGGACUUCUCCUUUCUCUUCUCAUCAGACCCCAAGCAGAAACCACCUCCCUCCCGGUCCCAGAUCACCCCUCCUAGACCGCACACAGCUCCUCCUAGAUCUCUUAGUACCCCUCCGCUUUCCAAGGACCAGCGCAACCACAGGGAGAACCACAUGGGGCCGGCAUAUGACAGCGAUGACUGUUCCCCUUCUGAACACGAGAGCUAUUUGGCCUCAAUUCCCUCUCUCCCCCCUCCAUGCUUCCCUCUCUCCCUCCCCCCUUCUCUCAGACGCAACCACAGGGAGAACCACAUGGGGCCGGCAUAUGACAGCGAUGACUGUUCCCCUUCUGAACACGAGAGCUAUUCGGCCUCAAUUCCCUCUCUCCCCCCUCCAUGCUUCCCUCUCUCCCUCCCCCCUUCUCUCAGACGCAAGCACAGGGAGAACCACAUGGGGCCGGCAUAUGACAGCGAUGACUGUUCCCCUUCUGAACACGAGAGCUAUUCGGCCUCAAUUCCCUCUCUCCCCCCUCCAUGCUUCCCUCUCUCCCUCCCCCCUUCUCUCAGACGCAACCACAGGGAGAACCACAUGGGGCCGGCAUAUGACAGCGAUGACGAUGACAACAUGGAGGUUGGGUUCAGCCAGCUGAUGGCUGAGGAGAGACGAAGUGCUCUGAUUGCUCGCAAGGAGGACGAGAGGGAGGCGGAGCUACUAGCAAGGGAAGAGGAGGAGAGGGCGAGGAGGAAGAAGGCCAAGAAGAUGGGCAGGAACUGA
Closterium sp. Naga37s-1 is the source of this 1197-nucleotide messenger RNA. Lineage: Eukaryota; Viridiplantae; Streptophyta; Zygnematophyceae; Desmidiales; Closteriaceae. The record is from the annotation of a GenBank genome assembly.